AUGAAAUUCGUGAUAAAAUCUGAACUGGAACUGAUUUUGGGUGGAAAAUGGGAGAAAACGAUUACCGAAAGAGUAGAUGAUGUGGCAUAUCAAAUUGAAUUACCGUCGUCACUUGUUAAUCAUCAUGAUGCGUUUCAUGUGUCUCAGUUGAGGAGAUACAUUGCGGAUCCUUCGCAUGUUGUCCAAUUAGAUGAUGUUGAUGUUAGAGAUAAUUUGACCAUGGAGGCAUUACCUCUGCGGAUAGAAGAUAGGGAGGUGAAACAACUCCGAGGUAAAGAGAUCGUUUUGGUAAAGGUCGUUUGGGGUGGACCGGCUGGAGGAAAUGUGAUGUGGGAGCUUGAAAGCAAAAUGAAAGAUUCUUAUCCCGAUUUGUUUGCUUGA
Messenger RNA from Vicia villosa (hairy vetch), 381 nucleotides. RefSeq lists its product as uncharacterized. Lineage: Eukaryota; Viridiplantae; Streptophyta; Magnoliopsida; Fabales; Fabaceae. Bases 1 to 381 code for a protein of 126 amino acids. The transcript is spliced from 2 exons. The record is from RefSeq and is a predicted model, not a curated record.